UUGAUGUUCAUUCUUACGCUUUGCACGGCUGGAGUUUGGGUGGUUUGACUUUCAUCUUUAUUCUCAUCUCUUUCAGGAUUCUCAUUGGUCCAUGGUAUAUACGUGUCUUUUCUUUUGUGUCAUAUUCCUUAUGUUCAACAUGUCUUAUAUACUCGUUUCCGAUUGUCUAUAUUUUUUUGUUCUUUUUCUCUUCUGGCGUUUCCUGGGAUGGUUUUCUUUUGUUAAGCGUUCUGUUAUGUUUCAUGUCAUGUCUAUGGAUAGCGAGGGCGUUGAUGUGGUGGAUUAGGUUGGCAAAAAGCACUUUCGUGUUUGGAGCAAUUUUCUUCAUGUAAUUAAUUCAAUGAAAGUAUAAAAAGACAAAAAAUAAACAAGAUCCUAGCAAA
This is a messenger RNA of Aspergillus ruber CBS 135680, 383 nucleotides long. RefSeq lists its product as uncharacterized. The transcript has a single exon. Lineage: Eukaryota; Fungi; Ascomycota; Eurotiomycetes; Eurotiales; Aspergillaceae. The record is from RefSeq and is a predicted model, not a curated record. The coding region runs from base 92 to 286 and encodes 64 amino acids.